Molecule: messenger RNA, 1980 nt
Organism: Necator americanus (New World hookworm)
Lineage: Eukaryota; Metazoa; Nematoda; Chromadorea; Rhabditida; Ancylostomatidae
Exons: 20
Coding region: 1-1980 (659 amino acids)
Biological process (GO): endoplasmic reticulum to Golgi vesicle-mediated transport
Cellular component (GO): cytosol; Golgi membrane; COPII-coated ER to Golgi transport vesicle
Molecular function (GO): holo-[acyl-carrier-protein] synthase activity; D-mannose binding; magnesium ion binding
Source: RefSeq, a predicted model, not a curated record
AUGUGGCGAGUUCUACUCCUACUUGGUGUUGUCACAGCAGAUGCACCGUCCGCGUCUCCAACGGCUGCUGAAGCAUUGGCGCAAAAUAUAGACGGCACGUCAGUCCAUGAAUUCCGUGGAUACUACAAACGGGAACAUUCUUUGACACGACCGUACCAAGGAGCUGGAAUGGAAAUCCCCUUCUGGAACAUUCAAGGAAGCGCCAUGGUCAGUAGUCAACAGAUUCGGUUAACAACAGAUGAGCAAAGCCGUCAGGGUGCUAUCUGGAACAUGCAGCAAGUAUGGUCUCGAGACUGGGAAUUGCAAAUUUCAUUCAAAGUCAGUGGUUCUACAGGCGACCUGUUCGGUGAUGGAAUGGCAAUUUGGUAUGUAUCAGAACCAAAUCAGAUGGGCCCAGUAUUCGGGGGAAAAGAUUACUUCCGUGGUUUAGGUGUUUUCUUAGACACCUACAGUAACCACAAUGGUCCACACUCACACAGUCAUCCCUAUAUAUCAGCUAUGGUUUCGGACGGUACUUUACAUUACGAUCAUGACAAAGACGGUACACAUACUCAACUGGGUGGAGAACAUACAGGUUGUGAGGCUAAGUUCCGAAAUAAGGAUCGUGAGACGCAAAUACUUAUACGAUAUGUUGGUGACACUUUGUCGAUUUUCACGGAUAUUGCUGGUAAUUACGAGUGGAGCUUAUGCUUUAGUGUGAACAAUGUGCAACUUCCUACUGGCUAUUACUUUGGAAUAAGUGCUGCUACUGGUGACUUGUCAGACAAUCAUGAUGUUAUUGGAGUGAAAAUGUUUGAACAAGAAUUUGCUCAUGUCGAUCGUGCGGGGGAGACGAAUCGCAGGGACAUCGUUCCUCAGGCGGAAUUCAAAGCUGCACCUCGUGAUCACAUCGAAGAUCCACGUCCGUCGAAGCUCGGGUGGUUUGGAACUAUAAUGCUUGUUAUUGUCGGCAUUGUUGUCCUAGUUGGAGGCCUUGGAUUUGGAGGAGGGGUGCAACAAGCGGGUGAACUAUCUUUUCAUCUUGUGCGACACGUUCAAGGCCAUCCAGACCACACGUGCACACGCAUCGCAUCGCAUCCUCAACGUCGCAACAUGACCGCCGAAUGUAAAUGUAAUCGUUGGGUGGUCAGUGUUCAAAAAGCUUUCGAAAAUGAUCAGUUCGAGAUGCAUUAUCGAAAAGCUGUUCAAUGCAUAACAGCGGAAGAUUUCGCCGAUAUCGCAAAGAAACAACAUCGAGAGGAUGUACUUCAGUGCAUCAUUGGUCGACUUUUUCUACGACAUGCAACACAUUUGUUCACAGGUACACCAUGGGAGGAAAUCGAAUUUGGACGAACAGAGAAAGGAAAACCGUAUUUGAUUAAUCCACCAAAUACUACGUUCGGUUUAAAUAUUACUCAUCAGGGUGAUUAUGUUGGAUUUGCUAGCAGUUGCACCUCAAAAAUUGGAGUCGAUCUUAUGCGACUGGACAAAGAAAGAGCAGGAAAAACAGCUGAUGAGUACAUAAAUUCUAUGGCAAAAUCUGCAUCUCCGGAUGAGUUGAAAAUGAUGCGAGGACAGCCAACAGAAGCGAUGAAAAUGACAAUGUUUUAUCGUUACUGGUGCCUCAAAGAAGCUAUACUCAAGGCUACAGGUGAUGGAAUUCUGGACGAUCUAAGUAGGAUCAAUUUCCAAGUUGAUAUGAGUGAUCGGUAUAGGCCAGGAUGCUUUGUUACUUCAACAACGGUUCUUCUGGAUGGGAAACUACAGAAUCAAUGGAUUUUUGAGGAAACAUUCGCCGACGGAAACCAUGCAGCAGCUGUCUGUAAGGAAAAAGCCUUACCGCGAUGGUGUGUGUUUAAAAGGGAUCCUGAUGCAAAAAUCUUCUUCUCAAAGAUACCAUUUGCAAACUUGCUCGAGCAUGCAGUUAUCCUGAAUCCUCUUCCCAAUGACGGUCUCGAAGCGUACGAUGAGUUCAUCAAGAAACCACGAAAAACAUUUUGA